GUAAAGUCAGCUUGGUGACGCUCUCUCACUGUACAGGAGGGCUGGAGAUAAAAAAGACCCACACUCCUCCCACUAUCCAGUCCAUUGAAUUAUUUUGCCGGUGUAACAAGGAGACACGCUUUACCUAUAGAGCGGAGGAAAAAAAACAAAAAACAACAACAACCUAGAGGACGAAGUGAGUGAAAAUAUGAUACGGUUCUUCUUUUCGCUACACCGACACCACUGACACCGUCCGCACUCACCCGGCUCGUUUCUCUUUUGUUUUCGGUGUAAAACUUCGGCUCUGUCAGCAUUUACCGGCCACCCACCUCUCGUACGUUACCUUUGACACGGGCUGUCCCCGGGAGUGGGGAGGGUCGGGGGUGAGAAAAAGAAAGAAAAGCCUCAACUUGACGUCGGAAAGCUAACUCUGAAAUCAAAGAAAAGUGGUAGCAGCCCUCAGACAGUAUCCUUCGUAGUCAGUGGGAUGUUAGAGCUCUGGAAGCAGGACUGACUGAAGGAGCAUGGUGAAACACCAACCCCUCCAAGUCUAUGAGCGCCAGCUGUGUUUGUCAUGUAUCACUGGGAUCUACGGUUGCCGCUGGAAACGCUAUCAACGUUCCCAUGAUGACACCACCAAGUGGGAGCUACUGUGGUCCCUCAUCCUCCUCUUUACCUUCUGUCUGCUGCUGGUCUGGUUCUACUUCUGGUGGGAGGCUCAUAACGACUACAACGAGUUCAACUGGUUCCUCUACAACCGCUCUGGGGAGUGGAGUGAUGGCACUGUUCCCAUCCUGGCCACCACCGCUGCUGGCUUCACCUACAUUGCAUUUUUAAUGAUAGGGGUGACUGCUGCUCUGCUCACCACCAUUGUUGGGGUGAUAUCUAUCAAUCAAACAUGGGGACAAGAAUGGGAUGUCGUCCCCAUCUCCUUGCAGGCCACAGGUCCGUUCCUGCACAUCGGGGCUCUCGCUGCGGUCACGGCGCUGUCUUGGAUUGUGGCUGGACAGGUUGCCCGUGCAGAAAAAACUAAGUUCCAGGUGGUGGUCAUGCUGCUGUAUCUCAGUGUGUUACUGGGCCUUUACCUGGUGCCCUUGUACAUCAGUUCCCCAUGCAUCAUGGACCCUAGCACCCUCAAACCACGCCCCACUGUUAUUGGUCACCAGGGAGCCCCCAUGCUUGCUCCAGAGAACACACUAUGGUCCUUCCAGCGAGCUCUGCAGAUGAACGUCACUGGGUUGGAGGCUGACGUAGCUAUCAGUGUAGACGGAGUGCCUUUCCUGAUGCACGACCGCACCCUCCGGAGGACCACUGACAUAGUGAAAAUUUUCCCAGACAGACAGACGGACGACGCUUCAUUCUUCAACUGGACAGAUCUGCAGCAGCUCAACGCAGGACAGUGGUUCCUCAAGGAUGACCCCUUCUGGACGUUGCACAGCCUGUCCCGGCGAGAGAAGGAUCUGAUCGCCAACCAGAGUGUGUGCAGUCUGGAGCAGCUCCUAAAGCUGGCCUCCUAUCACAAUAGCACAGUGGUCUUCAGGCUGAGGAGACCUCCUCUGGAGCACCCCUGUUACCACAGCUGGAUCAAUGAUACGCUGCAGGCUGUGCAGCAGUCGGGGGUUCCUCAGAGCCUGGUGAUGUGGACUCCAGAUGAGCACAGAGCUCAGGUGAGACAGCUGGCACCUGGUCUGAUCCAGACCUCAGUGGAGAAACUGAGUCCUCAAAGCCUCGAAGAGUACGGCAUCAGCAGGCUGCUGCUCAGAUACAACCAGGCCAGCCCACAGGAAAUCAGAAACUUCACCCAUAGCGACAUCAACCUCACACUCUACACUGUCAACGAGCCCUGGCUGUACUCGGUGCUCUGGUGCAGCGAGGUGUCGUCUGUCUCCUCUGAGGCCCCGCAAAUCCUCAAAAAGGUGCCUUACCCCAUCUGGCUCAUGAGCCCAGAUGAAUACCGCCUGAUGUGGGUGUCUGCAGACCUCAUCUCCUUUGCUGUAGUAAUAGGAAUAUUCAUUUUCCAGAAGUAUCGGAUGAGCGGCAUGCGCAGCUACAACCCUGAACAGAUCAUGCUGAGCGCUGCAGUCAGGAGGUCGAGCAGAGACAUCAACGUCAUGAAGGAGAAACUUAUCUUCUCUGAGGUGGGGAAUGGAGUUGGCGGUGCUGAUGAGCUGUAUGGGGACACUGGCUACAACUACUACACCAAUCAGGGCAUCAGCCAGUGAUUGAGCCCGUGAGAAUCCGCGGUAGCGAGACGGAGACGACAAGCAUCCAGAUAUCGUGAAAGUCUGUCCAGCGGAUGAACUGACAGACCGCUCUUCUCUAAUGGAGAGAACAACCACCCAGUUGCUUUGUGUACAUUCUGUAAAUAGUGUUUGUGUUUUGCUUGGUAGACAUACUGUAUAUCACAUGGGACUACAAGCACUUUUUAUUGAUGGAAAUCAUUCGCCAAAGCUGCAGCCUCCUCUCACACAUCUAAAUGUCCCAGAGUGCCCCCCCUCCCCACCACCACCACCACCACCGCCCCUCCCUGCUUCUUUUUAAACACAAGAUUCCAGAUUCUUUAUUUUAAGCUAAUUUUCCAAAGCAGUUACUUCUUUUUAAGCACUGUAAAUGAAAUUCUUCUCUUAGCAGAUGAAUGCCUUUUUUUUUUUUUUAAACUAGGCUUUAUUCCAGCAUGAGAUAAAACGCUUAUAUGCUCCUGCCUUCUGUCAGCACUCCACUGUGCUGUUGUUCAUAAUAGUACUAACAUGAAUAUUUAUAUUUAAAAACAAAAACAAAAAAUGUAUACAAGCUGUUUACAGAAGUCCUGCCUUCUCCUCCAAGUGAAAUAUUCACAUGGUGUAUGUAAGAUAAUUAUUUUGAUAGAGGCUGAACGCCCCCAACCCCCCUCCCCCCGCCCUACUUCUGACCGGUGCAUGUGACAGGUAUGAUCAUAUCAACUGACUUGUGUGAGCUGUGCUCCCAGUGCAACCAGAAGAACUUGUGAAAAUGUUUUUUUUUUUUUUUUUGGGGGUGGGGGU
This is a messenger RNA of Thunnus maccoyii (southern bluefin tuna), 2999 nucleotides long. RefSeq names its product glycerophosphodiester phosphodiesterase domain containing 5b (gene gdpd5b). The transcript has 15 exons. Gene Ontology annotation, cellular component: plasma membrane. The record is from RefSeq and is a predicted model, not a curated record. Gene Ontology annotation, biological process: positive regulation of neuron differentiation; lipid metabolic process. Gene Ontology annotation, molecular function: glycerophosphodiester phosphodiesterase activity. NCBI's taxonomy places the organism in Eukaryota, Metazoa, Chordata, Actinopteri, Scombriformes, Scombridae. The coding region runs from base 504 to 2201 and encodes 565 amino acids.